Molecule: messenger RNA, 5909 nt
Organism: Capra hircus (goat)
Lineage: Eukaryota; Metazoa; Chordata; Mammalia; Artiodactyla; Bovidae
Gene: RXFP4
Product: relaxin/insulin like family peptide receptor 4
Exons: 1
Coding region: 3971-5092 (373 amino acids)
Biological process (GO): G protein-coupled receptor signaling pathway; immune response
Cellular component (GO): membrane
Molecular function (GO): G protein-coupled receptor activity
Source: RefSeq, a predicted model, not a curated record
CAGAGUUCUUCAUUUCAAUGAAGUCCAAUUACUCACUUUUUGCAGUUACAGACUGUGCUUUUGAUGUUGUACCUAAGAAUUUUUUGCCUAACCCAAGGUUAUAAAAAUUUCUCCUUUGUUUUCUUUUCAAAGUUUUGGCAUUUUAGGUUUUAUAUUUCGAUCUAUGAUCCAUUUUUGAGUUAAUCUUUGUGCACGGUGUGAGGUAGGGAUCAAAGUUCUCUCACGCACACUCUUUUUAAUGUGAGUAUUCAGUUGUUAUAGAACCAAUUGUUGAAAAGACUAUUGUUCUUCAGUGAGUUGCCUUUGCACUUCUAGCAAAAAUCAGUUGACUGUAAAAGUGUGGGCCUAUUUCAAGACUCUUAAUUCUGUGGAUUUGUAUGUCUAACCUUUUGCUGAUAGCACGUUGUCUUGACUACUGCAGCUUUAUAUUAAGUCUUGGAACUGGGUACAUGAGUACUCCAACUUUAUUAUCUUUUUACUAAAUUGUUUUGGCUCAUUUACAAAAUCAUUUGGCUAUUUGCUUUUCCACCUGAAUUUUAGAAUCAACUUGUCAGUUUCUCUUUGAAAAAGCUGCUAGAAUUUUGACUAGAAUUGCAUUGAAUCUACAGACCCAUUAUGAGGAGAAUUGACAUCUUAUUAUUGAGUCUUCAAACUCAUGAACACAGUAUGCCUCUCUAUCCAUUUAUUAAAAUCUAAAUUUCAGCAGUCAUUUAUAGUUUUCAAUAUACCAGUACUGUACAUCUCUUGUCAGACUUAUCUCUAAGAUUUUUAUUUUUUAUUUUUGAUGCUCUAGCAGCUUCAUCUUAAUAUGGAAAAUAAGAGAUGGAUCACCAUCUCUGCUUUUGUAAUUUUUCUGUAAAUUAUAAAGCUAUGCCAAAAUACACAGUUGAGAGAAAAAAUAAUUCCUUGCCUUGGGAAAAAAAAUAAAGUUGAGAGCGCGCGACAGAGACUGGUUCAGAAGUUUGGUAAAGAACCCACCUGCCAAUGCAGGAGACAUAAGAGACAUGGGUCCAAUCCCUGGGUUGGGAAGAUGCCCUGGAGGAGGGCAUGGCAACCCACUUCAGUAUCCUUGCCUGGAAAAUCCCAUGGACAGAGGAGCCUGGCAGGCUAGAGUCCACAGGGUUGCAGAGUCAGACGUGACGGAAGUGACUUAGAAUGCACACUCCUACUUCUGCCACUGGGCAGUCCUCCAAGCAGCUAGUCUCUGCUUUAGUUCAGUUGCUAAGUCUCCACCAUAAAUACAGAUGCAAAGAUUCCUUCUCUUUAUGUUUUGCGGGCAAAGAUCCAUUCUCUUUAUGCUCUGUGGAGGGAUAACUCAGUCCUAUCCUCCUUCUCUCCCAGUUCUUCUUUCCUAGGCUUUGGAGUGCAGGACAGGGAUGUGGGGUUGAGCAGACAUGUGGACUGCACAAGGGGAGGGUGUUCAGGUGACUAAAGGGAAGGCCCGUAUGUUACAAGUCCCUUUCAUGGAAGGGAGACUGUGACCCACCACUGCAGAAUCCUUGGAUUCUGAGACUGAAAAGGGGGCUGGAAAAGAAUGGCUCUGGAGGGUAAUAUGAACAAGAGAUGGGAAAAUAACUUUUAUUGAAUCCAGUUCCUCCUCCUCUCUCAGCAGCUGUGGGUGAAGACCACUGGGAGUUGUCACUAUCCCUCUGUGCGUAUCCUGCUGCUGUUUUCCUUGGGGCUUCCCAGGGCCAGGGUCUGGCACUCUAGAAAGGGAAGAGAUUAGAGGUGGAAAGAAAUGCCCAGAGGGUUUUGUGAUGUAUUGGAAAGAGCUAGAGUCUAGCAGUCAGAAGAUUUCAUCUCAAAUCCUGACGCUGACACUACUUCCUGGUGCCCUUGGGCAAGUCACUUUCACUCUAUAAAAAGAGGAGCUGAACAAGAUGAUGUAGAAGAUCCCACCCACCUCAAAGAGCGUACUGCAUUUCCCGAGGAGAGGGACCGUGUCAUGUUUUUGUCUCCCCAACAUCUAGCACAACGCUUGGCACAUAAUAAGUGUUCAAGAGAUGCUGUGAUUAGUGAAGAGUGGAUGGAUCAAGGAGUGAUCUAACAAGAUACUAAAAUGAAAGGGCCCAAAGGGAAGUUCUUAAACUCAGUCAGUUGGUGGCACCACCUCUCUAUACAACCACAAGGGAGCGUUGCUAGUCUCAGACCAAGGGAAAGGACUUAGAUUAGAAACAUAUAAAGGCAAAAAAAAAAAAAAAGAAAGAAAAGAAAUGACCAGAGGACCGGUAUUUCAAAUGGAAAGCAGAGCCCUGAAAUUGACCCAGCUUCUGUUUUCCAAGUUGAGGGACAGUAGGCCCCACGCAUUGAAAGACAUAGCAGCUGCCAGAUCAGCCAGGUGAUGCUGGAUGGCUGAAAAGCAACGGCAGUCCUGAGGGAGGGAGUGAUUGACACAAGCCACACAGGGGCAGUCCCUGAGGCUGGGAGGCAGCCCCUGGGGCCCACCUGAACUUGGGCUGGGCACUCCCUUCACAUCCAUCCCUUGCCAGAGAACCCAAACAUCUGGGCACCCAUUCUGAAUCUCUUUCACCCCCGGGUCUCUCCUAUAGGGUUCAUCAAACCCACUGCUGAUUAUCCUGAAAGGGUUACUCUCCUCCUCCAGCACUCAGGGGAACUGAACGUCAAACAUAUUAAUUCGCAGGCAGAGGGCAAGAAGGUGGUUGAAUAUUUUUGCAAAAGCCUCAUUCUUCCUACCCCUCACCCCCAUCACAGCAAAUUGUGCAACGAGUAAGGACACAGGCACAAAAGGCGGAGGACACACUGAAGCACUCACCCCAUUUAGCACUGAGAUCAUGGGGAGACAGGAUGAGGCAUGGUGAGGGUGUGUCUCAGCAUCUACAGCUCCGAAAUGGGGUUUGGGGGUUGGAGGAGACAGUGGGGGUUACCGCUGACUGCUGCCCCCACGGAUUAGGGCAGGGAAGGGUGAAAUGGCCGUGGGAGUGAAAGAGGUUAGCAGGACUCCUUAGCAGGGAAAGAACUGAGGGCAUGCCCCAGGCCUGCUCAGGUCCUCAUCGGCUCCAGCGGGGAGGGAACAGGAAGCUGUGACUUCCUCUCCCCUUUUCCUCCCUGCCCUUAACCUCAAGGUCACUGGCUGCUGCAGUGAAUUCCAACCUGUUUUAGUUGGCAUUGUUCCCCAGGCACAAUGAUCAUAGCUGCUCAUUAGAAGAAGAGAGUAACUUGCUCCUUCCUGCCACAGAUGCCCCCAACUUUUCCUUUGAAAUAAUAAUCAUUCACAUUCACGCAAAUAGCCACGUACAAGGGCUUUUUCACAGGUGUUCUCUCAUUUUGUCACACCCAUUCUGUAACGCAGAGACUUUUAUCUGAAAAUUUUAAGCGAGGCUCAGGAGAGUAAAGUAAUUCACCCACAGUCACAGAGCGAGCAGGGAGCAGCCCCGGGACUCCAGAACCUCUCCUCUUUCUCUCAGAUACUAUUCUGAUUCUCUGCCUCUGUGCACACUCCCAGGCCCCUUCCUCCAGGCCCCAAGGGGACACUUGCUGCAGAGAAGGGGGCCCCUGAACAUCAGAAGGAGUAGAGGGGGGCUCUAAUUCGGUUCCUGUCCCCCCUGAGAUGGGGUAUCUGUGGCCUCUCCCUGAAGCGGAGGUGUGGGGCCGCCCUCCCUUGUAGGGUCAUUCUCCCUCCCCGCUUCCCACUCUUCCACAUGGGGCUCUACACACAGCGAGACGCAUACAUGCAAGCACACACACGCACACACACAUUUGUGCCGGUGUUCACCUCUCCCUCACCUGCCCCACCCACCACCAGGACCAACAGAGAAGAGGAAGGCUGUCCUGUCCAUCCACAGCCCGCCCCAGAGGUGUGGGCGUGGGCUGGGUCUCCAGGCAGCCAGAGGCCCUGAGAACAGCGGACAAGCGCUCUGACCCAGUGUCCUGCUGAGCGCCUUAGGUGCCCCCUGCCAGGCUGGUAGGCACUGGCUGGCCCCUCCGCCCCACUGACGUUGGAUGCCCCGCGAUGCCCACGCCCAACGCCUCUGCCCCCCUGCCCGCUUUCUGGGUCAAUGCCUCUGGAGGCAGCGUGCUGACUGCUGCUGAUGCCACGAAGCCUGUUGGAUUCCUAGCCCUGAGGGUCUCGGUUGCCCUGGCCUACGGGCUUGUGGGGGCUGUCGGCUUGCUGGGAAAUUUGGCCGUGCUGUGGGUGCUGGGUAACUGUGCUCGGCGUGCCCCUUGCCCACCUUCUGACACUUUCGUCUUCAACCUGGCUCUGGCAGACCUGGGGCUAGCACUCACCCUCCCCUUCUGGGCAGCCGAGUCGGCACUGGACUUCCACUGGCCCUUCAGAGGUGCCCUCUGCAAGAUAGUCCUAACGGCCACCGUCCUCAACAUCUACGCCAGCAUCUUCCUCAUCACAGCGUUCAGUGUCGCCCGGUACUGGGUGGUGGCUGUGGCUGCAGGGCCAGGCACCCACCUCUCGCUCUUCUGGGCCCGCGUGGCCACCCUGGCCAUGUGGGUGGCAGCUGCUCUGGUGACGGUGCCCACAGCUGUCUUUGGGGCCGAGGGCGAGGUGAGUGGCGUGCGCCUGUGCCUGCUGCGCUUCCCCAGCAGUUACUGGCUGGGGGCCUACCAGCUGCAGAGGGUGGUCCUGGCCUUUACGGUGCCACUGGGCAUCAUCACCACCAGCUACCUGCUGCUGCUGGCCUUCCUGCGGCAGCGGCGCCGGCGAUGGCAGGACAGCAGGGGCGUGGCCCACUCCAUCCGCAUCCUUCUGGCCUCCUUCUUCCUCUGCUGGUUCCCCAACCAUGUGGUCACGCUCUGGGGUGUCCUGGUGAAGUUUGACCUGGUGCCCUGGGACAGCACUUUCUACACCGUCCACACCUAUGUCUUUCCCGUCACCACCUGCCUGGCACACACCAACAGCUGCCUCAACCCCGUGCUGUACUGCCUUCUCAGGCGGAAGCCUCAGCGGGCCCUGGCAGACACCUUCAGGGACCUGCGAGCAAGGCUGCGGCCCCAGGGUCGGGGCUGGGUGGAACAGGUGGCCCUAAAGGAAAUGAGCAGGCGGUGGACGGAGAGCACCCCUCAGGAGGGUGGCCUUUCCACCAUGCUCACCAACCUGGACAAAGGGACACCUGGGUGAAGGGGGCAAGUUAAACCCCCUCCUCUUUCUGGUUAUCUGCCAAGUGCAGGAUCCAUGCAUCCUAGGGAAAGAGAGGUUGGCCUCUCUGCCUUGAUGAAACACCCUUGGGGAAAGUCUGAUCUUUGAUCCCCGGCUCUGGCUGUGGGGAAAGGCAGGCGGCCAGGGCCCAGGUCAGGGCUGGGUACGACCAAGCCCAGUCUCCACGUGGCAAUGGGAAUCGGAGAAUAAACCUCUGGAUUAUCCACAAAGUGUCUGCACCUUUCAUCUCAGUUCCACCUCCAGGUCAGUGUGGCCAAAAGGAUUCUUUGCCCCUUUUCUGCCUUCUGUGAGAAUUCCCAGGAAAAUUUCCCUAUGGGUUCUAGACUAAUUGAGUCAGGUCAGUAACUAUCUCCCUCUGUCCUCUCUCUCUUUCCUCCCUCACCCCAGAUGGGGUGUACCCUUGUCCUUCCCUGGUGCUGAGGCCAAAUAUGCCCUCCUCCCUUGGCUAUCUCUACCUUCUUACCAUCUCAGUAGCACCCAUAGAAACUUGGUGCCCACAGACACCUCCGAGGCAAAAGCUGGAGAUCCCCCUGCUGUCUGCAGGAUCUUGCCGGAUCCCUAUCUCCAGCCAAGCCUGGAAUGCAAACCCCUGCUGCUGGCUGGGAGUACCUUGUCUCUCCUUAAAUCAGAAUUUGGAGGAAGUGAAGAUAAGGACAAGCCAAGAUCAUGGGUGAGGCAUAGGGAGGUGAGAUUCAGAAAGAGGUUGGGAGAAGAGGCGGCUGAGGGUGUGGAUGUGUGCACGCUCAGUUGUGUCUAACUCUGAGACCCCAUGGACUGU